AUGGUCCUGGUGCACGUCGGCUACCUGGUGCUGCCCGUCUUCGGCUCCGUGCGCAACAGAGGUGCUCCUUUUCAAAGGUCUCAGCAUCCCCAUGCUACCUCCUGCCGGCACUUCCACCUGGGUCCCCAGCCUCAGCUCUCCACCGACUUCACCCUGCCUCACACGGUGCAGCCCCAGCCGGGGCUGACGCCCCACAUGGCCCCCGCGCACCAGCACAGCGGCCCCCUGCACCAGCCCCUGGCACCGGUGCCAGCCCUGCCCUUCCAGGACGUGGCCGGACCCUCCUUCCUACCUCAGGCGCUUCACCAGCAAUACCUCCUCCAGCAGCAGCUCCUCGAGGCACAGCACCGCCGGCUCAUGCCCCAUCCCAGGCGGGCUCAAGAGCGCAUGUCCGUUCAGCCUCACCGGCUACACCCCAGCUUUGACUUCAGCCACCAACUGCAAACUCCACAACCCAUGGGGCCCCAGCCCAGGUAUUUAGCUGAAGGCACGGACUGGGACCUCAGUGUCGAUGCGGGACUGACUCACGCCCAGUUCCAGGUCCGGCCGGUCCCUCAGCCCUAUCAGCAUUACUUAGCUACACCUCGGAUGCACCACUUCCCCAGAAGCACAUCCUCGACACAGAUGGUUGUUCACGAAAUCAGAAAUUACCCUUAUCCGCAGCUUCAGUUACUUGCUCUUCAGGGACUGAACCCCAGCAGGCACACGUCCGCUGUGCGGGAGAGCUAUGAAGAGCUGCUGCAGCUGGAGGACAGGCUGGGCAGCGUGAGCCGAGGUGCCGUCCAGAACACCAUCGAGAGGUUCACCUUCCCCCACAAGUACAAGAAGAGAAGACCGCAGGAGGGCAAAGCUGAGCAAGAGGAUGGAGAGGAGUCGGACACCGACGAGAAAUGCACAAUCUGUCUGUCCAUGCUUGAAGACGGAGAAGACGUCAGGCGGUUGCCCUGUAUGCAUCUCUUCCACCAAGUGUGCGUGGACCAGUGGCUGGCCACCAGCAAGAAGUGCCCGAUCUGCAGGGUGGACAUUGAAACACAGCUCGGCUCGGACAGCUGA
Messenger RNA from Gavia stellata (red-throated loon), 1053 nucleotides. RefSeq names its product arkadia (RNF111) C-terminal like ring finger ubiquitin ligase 2C (gene ARK2C). Bases 1 to 1053 code for a protein of 350 amino acids. Lineage: Eukaryota; Metazoa; Chordata; Aves; Gaviiformes; Gaviidae. Gene Ontology annotation, molecular function: zinc ion binding; ubiquitin protein ligase activity. Gene Ontology annotation, biological process: positive regulation of BMP signaling pathway; motor neuron axon guidance. The transcript is spliced from 8 exons. The record is from RefSeq and is a predicted model, not a curated record.